This is a messenger RNA of Dracunculus medinensis (Guinea worm), 669 nucleotides long. NCBI's taxonomy places the organism in Eukaryota, Metazoa, Nematoda, Chromadorea, Rhabditida, Dracunculidae. The record is from the annotation of a GenBank genome assembly.
AUGAAACGGCUAUCAUCAACACGAUCCCCGAAAGAGAGAAAGAACUUUGCAUCUAAUGAAUUAACAAGCCGUUUAGAAUUUAAAGAAACGGAAUUAACAGAAUUAAAUAUAUCUACCUUUGGAACUAGACAUCACACGGAUUUUCUCUACUUUAAAUUGGGUCCUAUGAUUCGCGGAAUAUACAUCGUAUCUCAGAUCAAUUCUGAUCGAGAUCAAUUCUGGAAAUUGGAAUGCAUAGGUAUACAUGAGCAACCUUAUGAUUAUGAUGACGAACGAGCUCUAGAACAAUUCAAAGAGAAUAUUAUCAGAAUUAAUCCUCGUCAACAAGAAUUCGAACAAUAUCAUAGAAUAAUUAAGAAUCAAUUGCGCUCUGAUAUAAUUGAAAAGAUUGAACCUUAUAUGGACCAAGUAUUAUUUCGCUUCCGAAUGCUAAGAAAAGCAAUCAUGGCCGAUAUAGAAAAGGCAUUUUUGCCAAUAGAAUUACAUCUCGAAGACAGGAAUUGCACCAGAUUUCUUUGGUUGAAGGAUAUAAACAAAGGGGUUACUGAAGAAAAUCUACAAUGUUAUCGUUUUAAAAGAGUUCCAUUUGGAGUUAUAUCAUCUCUCUUUUUACUAUCAGCUAUUAAUUAUCAUCUGGAAUCUCGAAAGACCUGGCGCGACCUUAAUUAA